UAUCUGUCAAAUUCAUUGAAAAUACAUCGUCGCAAAGAAGGAAAACAGUACAAAAGUGAAGACACAAAUAUAAAAUACCAGCAAAAGAAGUGUAAAAAAACACGAAACGUACGAACCAAAUUAUGAUUAUAUUGAUAUUUUCAAAAAUACCCAUUCCAAUUUGUGUGACAAUCGACAUUUACUGAGAGAAAAAAAAAGUGAACAAAACAAAGCAUUUUUUUCGUGACCAUCGAAACAAUUGAAACCACCAUAAUUUUUUUGUUGGUAUAUUGUAGAUUUGUGUUUAGAAUUAAAUAAAAGAGAGAAAGAGAGCGAUAGAGAGAGAGAAGGAAAGCAAAGUGUCUUGAAUUUAGUGCCACUCACUAGAAACAGUGCGAACCUGAAGUUUUACCUCUUAAAGAACGCAAAUCAUACCAUCCACAUAGAAUUAUCAAAAUGACGACGACCGUGGGCGAUGCAUUGGUGAAUAAAAAAGUGAACGAGGCUCAAGAACACAUACGACAAGCUGAGAAAAGUAUGAAAACGGGAUUUCUCAAGUGGAGACCCGACUUUGAUGUUGCUGCCGAUGAAUAUCAAAAAGCAGCGACAUGCUAUCGCGUAGCAAAGCAAUUUGAACAAGCAAAAGAAUAUUUAUUGAAAGCAUCCGAUUGUUACAAGGAAAAUCGAUCUCUAUUCCAUGCUGCUAGAUGUUAUGAACAGAUAAUUUUACUUUUGAAAGAACAAAGCAAAGUUCAGGAAAUGGUAGAUUUUGCCCAUCGAGCAUGUCGAUUGUAUCAACAGCAAGGUUCACCCGAAGCUGCCGCUGGUGCUCUCGAAAAAACCGCCAAAAUGGUCGAAUCGAAAGAUCCUGCAGCGGCAAUCAACGUACUACAACAUGCCAUCGAAGUUUUAAUGAUUGAAGAUUCCGCAUCACGACAGGCUGCAGAACAUUUAUCGAAAAUUUCCCGACUUCAAAUUCGAAUCGAAAGAUAUGGUGAAGCAGCCGAUACAAUACGCCUCGAAAUUGGCAUACACCAGGAAAAUGGAAAUGCUUCGGCUAUUGGACGUUUAACCGUUGCUCUAGUUUUAGUUCAAUUGGUGCGUGAAGAUUCCGUCGCUGCUGAAAAGGCAUUUAAAGAAUGGGGAAAUUAUUGUGAUGCUCAAGAAGCUGUUACGCUUGAAAGUCUUCUACAAGCUUAUGAUGCAGAGGAUUGGGAAGCUGUUCAAAAAGAACUGAACUCACCAUUCAUCAAACACAUGGAUGUUGAUUAUGCUCGUUUAGCAAAUGUGGUUCCGUUGCCCGAAGGAAUUAAAAAUGUACCAAAAGUUGCGGUGCCCGCAAAUAAAGGUAUUCGGGAGCAAGUACAUGAAGCAUAUACUUCACCACCACCAGAGGAGGUUGAGAGAGCAAAAGCAGCAUCAAUAGCAGCUGGAAAUUGGCCAGCAGCUAGCGCAUCAAAUGCGGAUAGUAAAAAUCCACCUCCACCGUUUCCAGCACACGUGGAUGAUGAGGAUGAAGAGGGCUUGUGUUAAAUACAAAUCGAAUAUUACAUGUAUUGUUGCACGAUUACUUUAUCAUAUUUAAGGAAUUAGAUUAAGCAAACAAAAUGCAUUGGCCCUGUAAAAUGUAGUCGACUAAAAUUAUAAAAUGGUCCGACUUUAAGCUACAACUCUGAUCAUUUAUCAAAAUAUAUUCUGCGGAACAAAAAAAAGAUAUUUUAAAUAUAUAUAUAUAAAUAUAUAUUCGACAGAUAAAGAAAUGUGAAAUGCUUCCCCUUCUUCUUUAAAUUUAUGAAUAAUAGAAAAAUGUAAUUAAUUCAGAUAAUAAAUGUAUUCACUAUUCAAGCUAGAAUCUAUUUAAUAAUUGUGAAUGAAAAUUGUUAUGUAUUUCAAAAAAUGAAUCUAUAGUUUAAAAAAGUAUGAGAAAUGAAUUCAAAAAUAAAGUUCAGGUCAUUUUCUGAAGUAACUUGAGGGAUUCAUUCUAUUUUACUUAAGAUUAUCAAUUGAAAUGAAAUGUGGUCUUUUUAUUUUCGAAUGUUUUUUAUUAGAUUUAUUUUGACAACUGAAUGAAACACAUUCCAAUGGCUUUUUUUAAAAAUAAGUUUCAAUAACAAAAUUCACUUUUUUUCUUCAGUUUAAAUUUCAAUAAUUUUCAAAAUCUGUUGCUCCAUAAAAACAACAAUUGCUCUCUUAUUACAUUUCGUUGACUGAAAUUUUUUGAGAUAUCCUUUUUUUCUAAGUAAGUCGGCCAUUUUAUAUUUUUCGACGACCAAAUUGAAUGCAGUCAUUCAUCAGUCUAUUUUCGAUAAAAGCAAAAAUUAGAUAUUGUUAGACAUUUAUUUUUUUGUGAAAUAUUGAAUUGUAGAUCAAAUAA
Contarinia nasturtii (swede midge) is the source of this 2353-nucleotide messenger RNA. RefSeq names its product gamma-soluble NSF attachment protein-like. Gene Ontology annotation, molecular function: syntaxin binding; soluble NSF attachment protein activity. NCBI's taxonomy places the organism in Eukaryota, Metazoa, Arthropoda, Insecta, Diptera, Cecidomyiidae. Gene Ontology annotation, biological process: intracellular protein transport. Gene Ontology annotation, cellular component: SNARE complex; vacuolar membrane. Bases 436 to 1512 code for a protein of 358 amino acids. The record is from RefSeq and is a predicted model, not a curated record. The transcript has 8 exons.